This is a messenger RNA of Balaenoptera musculus (blue whale), 1347 nucleotides long. RefSeq names its product SRY-box transcription factor 3 (gene SOX3). The transcript has a single exon. Gene Ontology annotation, biological process: negative regulation of transcription by RNA polymerase II; anatomical structure morphogenesis; cell differentiation. Bases 1 to 1347 code for a protein of 448 amino acids. Lineage: Eukaryota; Metazoa; Chordata; Mammalia; Artiodactyla; Balaenopteridae. The record is from RefSeq and is a predicted model, not a curated record. Gene Ontology annotation, molecular function: RNA polymerase II cis-regulatory region sequence-specific DNA binding; DNA-binding transcription factor activity, RNA polymerase II-specific.
AUGCGACCAGCCCGAGACAACGCAUCAGGUGCGAGUAGCCUGCGGGUUCCUGCUGAUUCGGCGCGGAGCACUUCGGCAAGCCUGCCCUUCCUGCCCGACCCGCUGGCCCACCGGCCCCCAAGCGCCCCUCCGACGGAGUCCUCAGGCCUUUUCACCGUGGCCGCUCCAGUCCCGGGAGCGCCUUCUCCUCCCGCCACCCUGGCGCACCUUCUUCCCGCCCCGGCCAUGUACAGCCUGCUGGAGACUGAACUCAAGAACCCCGUGGGGCCACCCACCCCAGCUGCAGGCGCGGGCGGCCCCGCAGCCCCGGGCGGCGCAGGCAAGAGUAGCGCGAACGCAGCCGGCGGCGCGAACGCAGGCGGCGGCAGCGGCGGUGGCGCGAGCGCCGGCGGCGGCGGCGGCGGCGGCGGAGGCAGUGACCAGGACCGGGUGAAGCGGCCCAUGAACGCCUUCAUGGUUUGGUCCCGCGGGCAGCGGCGCAAGAUGGCCCUGGAGAACCCCAAGAUGCACAACUCUGAGAUCAGCAAGCGCUUGGGUGCCGACUGGAAACUGCUGACCGACGCCGAGAAGCGGCCGUUCAUCGACGAGGCCAAGCGGCUGCGCGCCGUGCACAUGAAAGAAUACCCGGACUACAAGUACCGGCCGCGCCGCAAGACCAAGACGCUGCUCAAGAAGGACAAGUACUCCCUGCCCGGCGGCCUGCUGCCCCCCGGAGCCGCGGCCGCCGCCGCCGCCGCUGCCGCCGCCGCCGCCGCUAGCAGCCCGGUGGGCGUGGGCCAGCGCCUGGACACGUACACACACGUGAACGGCUGGGCCAACGGCGCGUACUCGCUGGUGCAGGAGCAGCUGGGCUACGCGCAGCCCGCGACCAUGAGCAGCCCGCCGCCGCCGCCCGCGCUGCCGCAGAUGCACCGCUACGACAUGGCCGGCCUGCAGUACAGCCCCAUGAUGCCGCCCGGCGCCCAGAGCUACAUGAACGCCGCCGCCGCGGCCGCCGCCGCCUCGGGCUACGGGGGCAUGGCGCCCUCCGCCGCCGCCGCCGCCGCCGCCUACGGGCAGCAGCCGGCCACCGCCGCCGCCGCCGCGGCCGCCGCCGCCAUGAGCCUGGGCCCCAUGGGCACGGUGGUGAAGACCGAGCCCAGCUCGCCGCCGCCCGCCAUCGCGUCGCACUCGCAGCGCGCGUGCCUCGGCGACCUGCGCGACAUGAUCAGCAUGUACCUGCCGCCCGGCGGGGACGCGGCUGACGCCGCCUCGCCGCUACCGGGCGGCCGCCUGCACAGCGUGCACCAGCACUACCAGGGCGCCGGGACUGCCGUCAACGGAACGGUGCCGCUGACCCACAUCUGA